CGGCCACCCCGCUAUAAAGAUCCUAGUUUGCCGCUGCUAGCAGCAAUUUCACAUCGCCAUCGGCCGUCGCGUCCUGCUGCCCAGCAUGGCGCGCCUCCCUGCUGGUACUCCUCUUGCAUCUCUCCUCUUCCUCUGCGUGCUGUCGGCCUGCCGCGCGGCCGGUUCCGGCGGCAGCAACCCCACGAGCGCCGUGGUGCUGCCGGUGAGCAAGGACGCGGCCGCCACGCAGCAGUACGUGACGGGGUUCCGGCAGCGCACGCCGCUGGUGCCCGUGCAGGCGGUGCUGGACCUCGCGGGCGCCACGCUCUGGGUGGACUGCGACGCCGGUUACGCGUCCUCCACCUACCGCCGCGUGCCGUGCGGGUCCAAGUCCUGCCGCCUCUCGCGCUCCGUUGCCUGCGCCACCAGCUGCUCGGGGCCGCCGAGCCCGUCCUGCCUCAACGACACCUGCGGCGGGUUCCCGGGGAACACGGUCACGCACGUCAGCACGAGCGGCAACAUCAUCACCGACGUGCUGGCGCUGCCCACCACGUUCCGCCCGGCGCCGGGGCCGCUCGCCACGGCGCCGGCGUUCCUCUUCACCUGCGGCUCCACGUUCCUGACGGAGGGUCUCGCGGCGAGCACCUCAGGGAUAGCGUCGCUCAGCCGCGCCCGCUUCGCGCUGCCCACGCAGCUCGCCGCCACGUUCCGCUUCUCCCGUAGGUUCGCGCUCUGCCUGCCGGCCGCGGGCGCGGCGGGCGUCGUCGUCUUCGGCGACGCGCCCUACGCGUUCCAGCCCGGCUUCGUGCUGUCCAACGCGUCGCUCAUCUACACCCCGCUCCUCGUCAACCCGGUGAGCACGGCGGGCGUGUCCACCAAGGGCGACAAGUCGGACGAGUACUUCGUCGGCGUGACGGGCAUCAAGGUCAACGGCCGCGCCGUGCCGCUGAACGCGACGCUGCUGGCCAUCGACAAGCAGGGUGUGGGCGGGACCAAGCUCAGCACGGUGGCGCCCUACACCGUGCUGGAGACCUCCAUCCACAAGGCCGUCACCGACGCGUUCGCGGCCGAGACGGCCAUGAUCCCGCGCGCCGCGCCCGUGGCGCCCUUCAAGCUGUGCUACGACGGGAGCAAGGUCGGGAGCACGCGCGUGGGCCCGGCGGUGCCGACCAUCGAGCUGGUGCUGGGGAGCGAGGCCGCGUCGUGGGUGGUGUUCGGGGCGAACUCGAUGGUGGCCACCAAGGGCGGCGCGCUGUGCCUCGGCGUGGUGGACGGCGGCAAGGCGCCGAGGACGUCGGUGGUGAUCGGCGGGCACAUGAUGGAGGACAACCUGCUGGAGUUCGACCUGGAGGCGUCGCGGCUCGGGUUCAGCUCCUCGCUGCUGUUCCGGCAGACGAACUGCAACAACUUCCGCCUCGGCUAGCCGACAAUGCCAGCAGCCGCCACUUGCCAAAUGCCAAUGCCCGGCCUCAACGUUGAUUGGGUUGUAUGAUUGCCUCUGUGUCCCCGUCUGAGACCAGAGAAGAUGGUCUCGGGUUUGGGCAGUCGCUGUCUGAAUAAAUUGUUCAUCUAUAGUGGUACCAAAUAGCAAUGUUGAUGC
Panicum hallii is the source of this 1579-nucleotide messenger RNA. RefSeq names its product basic 7S globulin-like. The transcript has a single exon. Gene Ontology annotation, biological process: proteolysis. The record is from RefSeq and is a predicted model, not a curated record. Lineage: Eukaryota; Viridiplantae; Streptophyta; Magnoliopsida; Poales; Poaceae. Gene Ontology annotation, molecular function: aspartic-type endopeptidase activity. Bases 86 to 1402 code for a protein of 438 amino acids.